This is a messenger RNA of Ilyonectria robusta, 2369 nucleotides long. Its product is annotated as fungal-specific transcription factor domain-containing protein. Lineage: Eukaryota; Fungi; Ascomycota; Sordariomycetes; Hypocreales; Nectriaceae. Gene Ontology annotation, biological process: positive regulation of transcription by RNA polymerase II; DNA-templated transcription. The coding region runs from base 267 to 2291 and encodes 674 amino acids. Gene Ontology annotation, molecular function: sequence-specific DNA binding; zinc ion binding. The transcript has 6 exons. The record is from RefSeq and is a predicted model, not a curated record. Gene Ontology annotation, cellular component: nucleus.
CUGACGACCGCUCCAGCGUGCACCGCGAGGAUCCGGGGGCCAGCGAGCACGAGUACGGCACCAGCAAUGAUGACAAUCAUGAGGAACCGCCGGCCAAGACGCGAAAGUCGCCUCAUGUGAGGAGCCGGGCCAGCAGGGCCUGUGAUCGCUGCAAGGCUCGCAAGACGCGCUGCUCUGGAAAGUACCCCUGUGCUGUUUGCUCCCGUCUUCGACUUCAAUGCAAGUAUACAGCGUCAUAUCGCCGGGGACGCCUCCCGUCCAUUGAGAUGGACACCGAGGAGACAGCCAACGCGCCGCGCGCCACAGAACAGCAGCUCAGUGGCGCGGCCAUCAGAGACCAGACGCAUGUACACCAGCCGGAUGAGCACAUUCCUAGCCCCGUCUCCAUUGAGCACCAGGCCCUCGAGCCUCCCAAAGGCCCCCGUGGCAUCUCAACGACGCUGUCCUCUCGUAACUCUCCAGAGCCGGCACAGGUUGAUCUGCAAGGCCACUAUGUCGGCCCUGCCUCUGGAGCUUCAUUUCUGCUGCGGAUUCAGAGGAAGCUGAAGCAGCAGGGGCCUACAACACCGUCAGACUCAUCCAUCUUUACCUUUGGUGACUUGCCGCUUCCCCAGUUUGACCCUCGGUUCCUGAUACUCCCGCCGCGGUCUGAGGCCGAUUCAUUGGUCUGUAGGUACUUCGAGUUCGCAUCAGCGACUCACAGAUUCCUGCAUCGUCCAACCGUGGAAACAUGGCUCCAGGAGCUCUACGACACUCACGGCACCAUGCAAGAGCAGUCUGCGGCGCGAAGCAGGACCGCCGUACUGUUCAUGGUGUUUGCCCAUGCCGAGAACUUCCCCAAGUCAAAGGCAGGCACCGUCCUACCAACUACAAGUGCACGCUUCUUUUCCGCCGCUGAAGAUCAGUUGUCUGCUGAAAAAGGCGCCAUCCGUCUCACUAGUGUCCAGGCGAGACUGGCACAGUGCAUCUAUCUCUUAUCUCAUUCACGACUCAACCACUGCUGGAGUCUGUUUGGGACUACCGCUCAUCUGAUGCUCGCACUGGGGAUUCAUCGCAAGUCUCGAGUUGACGUGAAUAGUGUUGUCGAUCACGUUGACUUGGAGUGCCGCAAACGGACUUUCUGGUGUGCUUACAAUCUCGACACCUAUCUCAGUUCUGCCCUUGGAAGGCCGCGGACAUUUCACGAUGAUGACAUCGACCAAGAAUUACCUCUUUGCGUCGAUGAUUAUCGACUGGCUCGUGGUCAAUUGUCAUCGCUGUCAACCUCCAGUCUCCAGUCUGUCAUGUCUGGGUCUAUAGCCCACAUAAAGCUCUCGAGCAUCGUGGCCAAUAUUCUCCGCGAUUUCUACGGCAUCCGCCCACCAUCCACCGAGAGCCAGUACAAACUUGCUGCCAAGUAUUCAAAGGAGAUCGACGAAUGGCGCAGCAACCUCGCCUAUCUCGUCGACACGACUGGGAUCGACCCGUCUCUCCUUCAGCCAAUAUUCCUUCGCCAGAGAAACGUCCUCAACCUCGCAUGUUGGCACGCGCGGAUCUUGAUUCACCGACCUUUUCUCCUCCGAAACUUUGCCAGCCUGGCAAACCUGGGAGCGCCUAGGCGUGGUACCGCUAACCACAAUCAACGCUUGACGAACGAGCAUGCUCAGGCCUGUCUCGUCGCCGCAAUGAACAUUGUGGGCAAAAUCGAUGAGCUGAGCGCAGGCGGACAGCUGUAUAAUACUUUUUGGUUCUCGCAUUACUUUGCAUUCUGUGCCGUCGUGAUACUCUAUGUCUUCGCCAUCCAACAACGGAAUGCACCGCCAGAGACUUACCUCCCUGCAUUUCACGCCGCAACCAAAUGCCAACUCCAGAUUACGUCAAUUGCUAUUAGCGGGUCGCUCGCCCAUCGCUACGGCGUUGUUCUCCAGGAGCUGCGGGCAGAGCUUCUGCGUCAUAAUGCUCAUCUCUUUGCAUUGACUGCUGAACAAGAUGACGGCACCGGGCUGGACAUGCAGGGCGGACAUUUGAACCUGGAGCGCUUCGGAAACGCAGGCCUCGUCGAUUUGCAAGCAGGGCACAUGGGCCUUGAUUCCGGUUCCGGGAACGUCGGCGGCCAGUUGUCAAUUGGCCAGGAUGAUGGGUUGGGAUUUGCGGAUGGCAGCCCAGGAAGUUCAAUCAUUCAGAUGACUGGCUGGGGACAAUUUGAUUCUUUGGUUACCGGAGGUAUGGGUGAUCUACAGUCAAUUCUUGGUGUUGGAGAGUUGGAAGGCUGGAAUAUUGGUCUCGGCGAGGAAAUACACAACGCUCUUUAGCUUGCUAUCAGUGAGCGUACGUAGGGUAGUAAAUUGAGCAAAAUACUUGGUCUCGUAUUACUUAAACUCAAAGGUUUC